Gaeumannomyces tritici R3-111a-1 is the source of this 3592-nucleotide messenger RNA. RefSeq lists its product as hypothetical. The transcript is spliced from 3 exons. Gene Ontology annotation, biological process: U4 snRNA 3'-end processing; poly(A)-dependent snoRNA 3'-end processing; nuclear mRNA surveillance. NCBI's taxonomy places the organism in Eukaryota, Fungi, Ascomycota, Sordariomycetes, Magnaporthales, Magnaporthaceae. Bases 88 to 867 code for a protein of 259 amino acids. Gene Ontology annotation, cellular component: nucleolus; nuclear exosome (RNase complex); cytoplasmic exosome (RNase complex). The record is from RefSeq and is a predicted model, not a curated record.
CGCAGAGCCUCAAAAACGAAAGCUCAAAAAUAUUCGCACGGGGACCUUUCACCUUCUAGAGCAGCGUUGAUCAAAACUUCACUCACGAUGCCUUCCAGAUCGGAACCGGCCGCGCUGCUAUCACACCUGCCGCGAGCAGACGGCUCAGCCACCUACUCGCACGCAGGCUAUACCGUCACAGCCUCGGUCAAUGGGCCCAUCGAGGCGCAACGGCGGGACGAGGACCCCUAUGAAGCCCUCGUCGAUGUCAUCGUACGACCGGCGGCAGGGGUUGGAGGCACCCGGGAGCGCCAUCUCGAGACGAUUCUACAGUCAUCACUGCGCCAGCUCAUUCUGGUCAAAAACUUUCCUCGCGGACUCGUCCAGAUUGUGCUGCAGGUAACAGCAUCCCCCGAGAAUGACUAUGUGAGCACUAAGCUCGUUCAGGCUCGCCUGAACUUGCCAAUUGUGCCGGCCCUGCUGCAGGCCGCUGUUUUGGCUCUGCUCUCGGCAGCAGUCCCGCUCAGGACAACCGCCACAUCAACCGUCGUGGCUGUGGCGGCGGCGCCGGGCGGAGGCAACAAGAGCCAGCUAGUGGUGGACCCGUGGCCCAGGGAGGCCGAGAAGGCCCGAUCCCUGCACGUGUUCGCCUUCACGUCCGGCGACAGGCUCCUCCUGGCGGAGAGCGAGGGCCCGUUCACAAUGCAAGAAUGGGCUGAUGUCUAUGCCAAGGCGCAGGAGAUCUGUUGCGAGCCUAACAGGGCCCCCGUCGCGAUGGACGACCAUCCCGAUAACGACGCCACUGCAGGGAGCGGCCCCGACAUGCGGCAAUUCAUCCGGUCCACCGUCGAGGCCAAGGUCUCGGCCGACCUCGAUUGGAAGAACUGAUGGACGUGAUCUGCAUGCGAAGGGCGGCCCACGGGCAACCGUGGAUGCCAUGAGGCAGUUGUUUCGCGAGACGUGGAGGCAUAACGAACCAACUCCCCGCGCGGCUCCUGGCGCGCUGUUUGCCUCGGAAUCCUACGCACACUAUGGCCUGCCGACACCCGACCCGACCGACCGACCGACCGACCUUAUCAGCCUGUGAGCGACGAUCCCGAGCAUCGAUGGAGACGGACGGCGAGAGGUGGACACGGGCGGCUAGGAAGGACGGGGAGGCUGGGAGGCAAGGGAAGCGGAUGGGGAUGGUUGGCGGAAAGUGAACGAAUGGCCACAACUCCACGGAACAAUGGACCCCUUGGGGCCUGUGGCGGACUCUCACGCAACUUGGACACCCUUCAUUCCCCUUCAGGAGCAGUUUCCCCAGCCGCUGGGGGGCUUGCAGUCACCGAGAUUUACCCCUUUGCUUACUGCCAGCAUCCCACUCCCACUCAAACAGGUGUGGAUCCGAGGCACGGGCGUCUAGGCUGUCAAAUUCGAGGGUUGCGGCGUCGACCAUGUUUCACCCUGUUCCCUGCCUGCGACCCAUCCAAAUCCGGACGGCUUAGCCGUCCGUCUCGUCGCCCGGAAUAGCGAAUAAGACGACGGCUCUGUGGGGAUGGGUUGCAAGGGGGCGUAUUUUGGUCGCAUAUCAAUUGUUGUCGAGGCAGCUGGUCCGCCGUCGUACCCGAUCCUUCUGUCUCGGUGUGGCGGUCCUCGGCCAAAAACUCCCCAGGCGAGAUAUCCCGGGGGACAGGAUCUCGCCUCUCGGACGGCUCUAUCUUAGCGCUGUAGCUUUCGGCACCAAAGUGGCCAGCAUGCGCAUGAGCUCUAAUUUGGCACAGACAUAUCUGACGCUAGUUGUGCCUGGGUAGCCACGGCGCCAACGGAUUUAUUGACGAGGCUCCCACGCUCCCAACGGCACAGAUGAUAAGUCUUGGCAACACUGCUCCGUGGCCACGAUAGCGCGCGGGUACCGAUUGUCAACGGGAUGCACAUGGCACAUGGAUGGAAGGCGCUGGCCUUGUUCCAAUCUGUGAGGCCGGCAGUGUCCAGAAUUGGGCGCACGGCGUGUGAUCUGCACGGGUCAAACGGCGCUGCAGGGCAGGCGGAUCAAUCGCACACAGGCACGGUGCGGCAAAAAGGCCCCCAAGAAGACAAGAGCUGUGCUGGUAUACUGUGUUUACGGUCCGCUCUUGUUUCUCAUGCAGGAGGGGAUCGCUUCUGGAAGGCGGGCAAACACCAGACUGUUCUCUUUUAUCCCCUUUCCCUCUCUCGCCUAUCCGGCACGGCAUGGAAACAUCGGCACCCCCUUCUAAUGCUAUUAUGCGAGAGCCACGUUUUUGUGGGCUUCCUGCUAGGCCCGCCAGCCAACCAGCCGGCCAACCAGCCAGCACUGUCCGGAGCGAAAGAGCGGUAGGUGCUGGCGGAGCCCCCUAGCCAUUGGUCAUUGAUCGGGAAAGCCGCGACAGUUGGGGAAUCAGAUGGAGAGGGACGGCGCCAGUCGCACAAAGAAAGCUGUGGCGCGAUUCCCGAUUUGGAACCUCCGGGGUGAGAUGACGGUCCAACCAGCGAAGCCGCGGGGCCCGAAGAAAGAAAGAGGAGCAGGGGAGGGGGGGGAGAAGCCCAGACUGCAGGGAAAACAAGCAUAGGUCCCCUGGAACAGAUCCAGACCGUAUCGCCUUGGGUCGAAUCUCGCUAUAUGUCCAUUGUUUCUUGGCUCGAUCAUUGGAGAUGGGCGGCAGCAGCAGCAGCGUCAAUUCCCGGCGGCUUCGAGAUACAAUCCUGGGGUCGGUGGCGUCUCCAUGCGCCAACCAGGAGCAAGCCAUGAGUUUUUCGGGCGCUGGAUCAGGGCUGCAAACCCUCCACGUUGUGGCUCUGCCUCCAUGGACGAGAUUUGCUCGACGGCUUGGCUUCCGCAGCUUUAUCGCGUCUUAGCAUCCGCGCGGGAUAUAGUGCCUACGUUAGGAAAGAAGGGGAGGGGGGAGCGCAAAUUUAGCAACGUGCCGAACCAGCCAUGUCUCGAGGCUGGAAGUGGAAACCCGACGGACGGGGGCCAGACAAGAGAAGGGAAGGAGGAAGAGAUCUGCUGCAGGUCGUGUAUCCUCCAGGGGCCUGAUCGGCGGCACCGACGAAAUCUGCAGCAAGGGCGCCCGGAUCACCCUAAAAAUGAUUUUAUUGAAGGAUCUAGCUUUAUUUGGUAAGGGAAACCCCACCCAGAGGAAGUACAACGCUUCGCACCGAUCGGUGCGAGUUGUGCAGGCCUGACAGGGGUUUACGACAUGUAUCUCUGUGGGCCGGCUUGAUCUUGGCUUGAUCUUGGCUUGAUCUUUACUGGAAUAGUCGAAAAAAGAGGGGUUUGAGGGUGGCUGACCGGGGUCUGUUGCAACGGCCUCGAGACUCCAGUGCAAGGGCUUUCUGGCCGCCAGUACAGUGUUUUGUAUGGCGCGAGGCCAGCCUGAGAGGGUUCAGCAACGAGAGCCUUGUCAGCCUGGCAGUUUAGGUACUCCACAGAUACAUCAGGGCCUCGAGGCCUGUGCCAUGCACCUCUGCACAGGCCAGUGCUGCGCUGCACUGGUCGGUGCCGCCGAUCAGUCCCCAGGACGUGCGUGAUGCCAAGCAAAGUACAGAUGACAGCGUGGUAUCCCUUCCUGCUAACGCCCAGUGCCCAAAGUUCCAAAGCGCCCGCCCGAGG